Molecule: messenger RNA, 2067 nt
Organism: Alosa sapidissima (American shad)
Lineage: Eukaryota; Metazoa; Chordata; Actinopteri; Clupeiformes; Clupeidae
Exons: 6
Coding region: 188-1768 (526 amino acids)
Source: RefSeq, a predicted model, not a curated record
ACACUCAACAAACAAAAAGCUUGUUUAAUUUACGCUGUUCCGUACUCCCGCCAACUGGCUCGCAUCCGUUGAAAACAGCAGAAGAAGACCACCGCAUUUCCAGAGGCUGGGUUUAUGAUUGAGUCCACUGAACGUUAAGGUGUCUCAACUACACUGGAUACCAGGUGACUACAACUACGGCUGAAGAAUGUCUGUCAGGCUUCGAGUCAUACUACAAGAAGAAAUUCGCAAGCUUUCCUUGCCCUCAGGUAUCCCUCAGACUGUGGGGGAAUUGAAGAAUAUUUUGCAAGAGACAUUUUCUAUUGAACAAGAGUUUGCUAUUCAGUUUCAGGACGAAGAUUUUGAUGGUCAGUUUUUUACUCUCCUUGAAACUAAGGCCAUACAUGACAAAGACACUAUCAAAGUGGUUCUUACUGAACAGGUUAUUACACUAACAUAUGAGGAUGCUCAAGUACUCGAAGAGAGCAUUGAUAGCAGUUUUGCCGAGUCAUUGGAAGAUGCCUGUUCCACAGCAUCCACCAUAAUUCUGUCUUCUCCAGAGAGCACCUCCUCCCUUCGUUUUGAGUCCUGGCCAGCUCAGUUUGAGAUACCCACCUUCUCCUUUGACACUGAACUCAUUCUACAAGCUGCAAAUGCAGCUUACAGAAAGGAAGGAACCUUACUCAAGAAUCCUGCUGUAAAGUCCAACAUUCUGGACAAACUAGCAGAUAGCAUCUUCAUCUACACUGCCUAUCCUUCACAAGCACAAAGGGAGCAGGUUGCUGAGGCCCUGGUUCUGAAGCACCCAUGUUUGAGGGACCCAGUAUCCUUCAAUGGUUUAUAUAGUUGGCACAACAGCUUGAAGUAUAAGAUAGGCAAUUACAGAGCAAAGGUGAGACACCUUGGACUACCAGAGCUAAAUGUAAACUCCCGAAAGACAAAAUCGUCUGCAGACUCCAGCACUCCAGGUAGAGGCUUGAAAAGGGCAAAGAAAUCUGAGGUGAACUACCUCCCGCCUCAUCCUCAAGGUGAGACUGAUGCAACGCUUGAAAAGGAGCGAGUGGAGCUUCUCUAUGAGUACCAGAAGAGAGACAAUGACAAACUCAUUAAUGAGAAGAUGGCAAAAACCUUCUCACUGCGUCGAAACGAUGUAAUCCUCCAACCACCUGUGAUUUCCUUCAAAGCUCGAUGGCCUGCCUUGUUUGAGUGUUCCCAGAUCGAAAAGGAAUUCCGCAGGAUCACACUGAAGCCAUUGCAGUCCACAUUCCUGGGCAAGUUGGACCAACACACACCCAAGCUGUUGAGCCUGUACAGGAGGAAGGGUGGAGCCGUUGGGAAGAAACUUGAUGAGACCCUUGACAUGUUAAAUGAGGACAACACAAUUGAGUUGCGAAGAGAAGUUGUGAUCAGAGGACUCACACUCUACCUUGGUGAAAACACUGGAGAGUUAAUGAAGGACUACCAGGUUUUUAAUGAUGACGAUGCUGCAACCAUCCAAGAAGCUAUUACUACAUUUGUCCUCGGCAUCUUUGUUGUCAGCAAAGCCAGGGAUGGUCUCCCCAAGCAAGCUGGAAUAGCCAUCGAGGGAGCAGAAGUCCUUUUUGGUAUCCCAGAUGUGGCACAUGCUUGCACCUAUCUGAUGGGCCUUAUCUAUGCUUUGGAACUGAGGUACUCUAAUAAACUGAAAUACACGUUUGAAGUCUUUCAGAAGAUCUUCCUAGAGCUAGAGGAUGCAAACAAAAAAAUGUCCUCCAAAGUCCACGAUCUCAAGGUCUGUUUGCAAGCUUAAAAGCUAUACAGAUGGUGUUGAAGGUGUAGGAUUUGAGUGAGCUCACUCUUAUCAAGUUUUACAGAGUUUUACAGUUGUUCUGAGAUUCUCCCAAUGCACUCUCUCAGGUUACAUUAAUUGUUUUUUUGUUUUUUUGUAUUCUAUGAUGUUGGCAAAUAAUUCAUUUAUAAAUAAGAGUUUGAUGAUGCUGGCGCAUACUAUGUUAGGUUACAGUUUCAAAUUUGAGAGCUGCUGGAUUACUGCAAAAAUAUGUAUUUUUAAAUGUCUGGUUUUAAAAAAACAAUUGCCAAAAUUGAAAA